UGAAGUUUCCUUGCAGUUUAUGAACAUUAUUCCCAUGCAAAUGCCUGAUGGGACCUCUUCCUUUUGACUUUACCAUUCCCAUUAUACUAAAACUGGCAGUGUUCUUUGACAAAAAAACAUCUUCCAAAUCAAAAGCACCGUUCUUUUUCAUUCAAACCUCUUAAUUUACCUCCAUCUCCCCUCUCUGCCUUUCUGGUUUUUGUUACUUUUCCAAGUGUUGAAACUUUGAAAAAAUUGGCUCCCCCAUGCAAUUCCAUUUCUAUGAGUUAGGUUCACCUGCCAAAGCCAUGGACUUUAUAAGAACCCCCCACACUCCCUCCUUCUUCAUCAACACUACCCGGAAAAUUGUUACAGAGCUUGUGGGUUCUUAGCAAUGGCUGAUUCAGGAUUCAGAGGAGUUUUGAUUUUGAGUUUGGGUUUGGGUUUGUUUAUGCUCUUUUUGGGCACUGCCUCAGCUCAACUCUCUACUGGUUUUUACUCUUCUUCUUGUCCAAAUUUGUUGUCCACUGUCAAAACCUCUGUUCGAUCUGCUGUCUCCAAAGAGGCUCGCAUGGGGUCUUCCAUUCUUCGCUUGUUUUUUCACGACUGUUUCGUCAAUGGAUGCGAUGGGUCAAUUCUGUUGGACGAUACGUCGAGCUUCACUGGAGAGAAAAAUGCUAACCCGAAUCGGAACUCCGCUAGAGGCUUCGAUGUCAUUGAUAACAUCAAAACCGCUGUUGAGAAUGCUUGCCCUGGCGUUGUUUCUUGUGCUGAUAUCCUCGCCAUUGCUGCUCGUGACUCUGUUGUUCUUCUAGGAGGGCCGAGCUGGAAUGUGAAGUUGGGUAGAAGAGACGCCACAACCGCGAGCCAGUCCCAAGCCAACAGCGACAUCCCCGCGCCAACUUCAACUCUUAGCCAACUCACCUCUAGAUUCAGCGCUCUCGGCCUCUCCAACACAGACUUGGUCGCUCUUUCAGGUGGGCACACAAUCGGACAAGCAAGGUGCACAACAUUCCGAGGUAGAAUCUAUAGCAAUGCCACAAACAUAGACAGUACAUUUGCAACAACAAGGCAAGGCAAUUGCCCCAGUGCCUCAGGCUCCGGCGACAACAAUUUGGCUCCUCUGGAUUUACAAACUCCAAAUUCUUUCGACAACAAUUACUUCAAGAACCUUCUUCAGAACAAGGGGCUCCUACAAUCAGAUCAAGUUCUCUUCAAUGGCGGAUCAACAGACUCCACUGUCCAAAACUACGCCAAGGCCCCUGCCCGAUUCUUCUCUGAUUUUGCUGCCGCCAUGGUCCGGAUGAGCGACAUCAGUCCUCUUACUGGCUCCAAUGGCGAAAUUAGGAAGAACUGCCGGAAGGUUAAUUAACCAAUGUUGCUCUGUUAUGUUCUUGCUUGAAGAAGAAUAACUUUUGUCAAAGAUUUAAAUUUGAAGUGUUUUUCGAUAUGGGUUUUGCGUCUACAAGAGGUUUGUGAUGAUUAAAGAACUUUAAUACUAAUAUUCUGUUGGCUGUUUGUUUGGAA
This is a messenger RNA of Cucurbita moschata (crookneck pumpkin), 1506 nucleotides long. RefSeq names its product peroxidase P7-like. Bases 374 to 1351 code for a protein of 325 amino acids. The record is from RefSeq and is a predicted model, not a curated record. NCBI's taxonomy places the organism in Eukaryota, Viridiplantae, Streptophyta, Magnoliopsida, Cucurbitales, Cucurbitaceae. Gene Ontology annotation, molecular function: heme binding; peroxidase activity. Gene Ontology annotation, biological process: response to oxidative stress; hydrogen peroxide catabolic process. The transcript has 4 exons.